Arabis nemorensis is the source of this 186-nucleotide messenger RNA. The record is from the annotation of a GenBank genome assembly. Lineage: Eukaryota; Viridiplantae; Streptophyta; Magnoliopsida; Brassicales; Brassicaceae.
AUGGAGGCGGUGGUGAAGACAAUGGUUGGGCAUUCGGUGACAAAGGCGGUUCGGUUGUUGGUGAUUGCGCGUUUGGUGGCGGCACCAGUGGUGGUGACAUGGGAUUACAAAUACAAGGUGGUGGUGGAGGGCAUUGGACAAAAGAUGGUUCAGGGUUAUAACCGUUACUGGCUUCAACGAAGUUAA